Molecule: messenger RNA, 1959 nt
Organism: Chaetomium strumarium
Lineage: Eukaryota; Fungi; Ascomycota; Sordariomycetes; Sordariales; Chaetomiaceae
Exons: 8
Coding region: 314-1687 (457 amino acids)
Source: RefSeq, a predicted model, not a curated record
CCGAAAAUAUAAUCGUUGACGGCUUGGCAUCGGAUUCUGGUCGUAGAGCCCGGAGCCUCAUCCCUCAAGGAGUCAAGCCCGAAGGAUGCCUGCCUGCAACUUAAUCUCCCGUGCCUCUGGUAUACAUCGUGCAGCACGAAGUCUGUGACUCUGUUAUAUGUUUGGUAACUGAUGGUAACCCCCUUCCUCUUUCUUAACUUCCUUUUUGGCUACCCCGCUCUCUUCGACUCUUGGCCUGUCCUGUCCACCUCCGUUCCAUUCGUUGUUUCCCUGCACUGCCUGCAAAGUCCAGACAGGACCUCGGGAAUCCAGGAUGUCGAGCACCGCGGCACAGCAACUUGGAGAGCGCCAGCCCGGUCCAUCCCAGCAAGCCCAACCACCGUAUCACAGGAUUUGGAGGCAGCACGGCGAGACUCUGAAGCGGACCACGUUCACCAGUGCAGGGCAGCUGAGGCCAUGGGAUGCCAAGGAUUUUGACAUGAUAGUCGCGCCGCUGGAUGGCACACGCAAUGACAGCGGCACAGAUAACGGAUACCAGACCCUUGUCAAUCUCUACGAGAUACCAGACGAGUUCGUGUGGGAGCGUGAGCAAAGCGUGACGCACUCCUUCGGACGUCGGAUAGGAGAUGGGGGGCGUAUGAUGCUUUGGAUGCACUUUCUGGUCGAGAUCCCCCGGACAGAAACCCCCGAGCGUCAACCAGACUGGCUGAAAUGGGGCUUUUUGCUGAGCUGGCGGCCCAAAGUGCAAGCACGAAUACCAGACUGUCAUGCUGGACCUAGCCCGGAGCCCGUUACGGAAUAUACGAUCGAGCUCAUCGUAUUCCAACCACCGAUAGACACUUUCAAGCGACUCUUUGACUUCGUGCGGUCUGCGCACUGGACGGACGCCACCUUUGACCCCUAUGUGCUGGUCGAUAUUGCGCUCGUGUCCUGGUAUCACCGCAUCGACAGGGUCGCUUGGACGGUGACCGAGCUAAUCCGCAAAGAUGAGGUGGACAUAUUCGAGCGAGCACGAAUGCUGCCGUCAAUUGCCGACUCAACCGUUACCGACCUCGACCUACACAGGAUUCACACCAACGCAAAGAACGCAAUCUUCAUGAUUGAAGCAUUGGACGCCGCCAUCAGAAUAGUCGACCUGGCCUUGUCGGACCAUGAACUAUCCGGCCAAGGGGGAGGAGGCAAGGUGUGGCAGAAUACUCAUCUGCUCUUACAACACCGCCGUGAACUAUUCCACUCAACACGUCUAAGGACCGUCAGCUCCCAGGCCAGAAUCAAGAACACAGUGGAUCUCGCUUUCCACAUCAACACAGCACACGACAGCCGAGUCAAUCUGGCAAACAGCAAAAGCGUGCGCCUCAUCUCCAUCGUCGGCCUCGUCUUCCUCCCCUUCAGCACCAUCACGUCCAUCUUCGGCACCCAGUUCUUCACUUCGGGCGAUCAGCACAUGAGCGUGAACCCCGACUUCUGGUUGUUGUGGCUCAUCGCCGUCCCUGUGACGCUCCUGAUCCUGGGCGUCUGGCGGGCCGGCGAGCGGGAUACCCUCAAGUGGCCGUUUGGGUCGGCAGAGUUGUUGCCUCUGCCGAGUUGGCGGCCUGCUGCUCGGAAAGGUGCCGGUGCGACAAGUCGGGGCACGGCUAUUCUCGCGGACGGGAUCGAGCUGAGGAACAUGGAAGCCCAGAUAGUUUGACGAUUCGUGGUAAUAACCAUUUCUUUGUCACAAUAUGAUUUUCUGACUUGAGAAACAAUUUGGCCCCCAUGGAUAUCACAUGUGCAGGCACCAGGUGAGACUCUGAGGCACAGUUGAGCCACGGAGGGUAUAAGCACACCGACUCAGUAGGACAAAGCUCUUCUCGGGUCAUUUACAUCAUCAGCAUCCAACCUGCCUCUCUCACAACACCACAUGUCAGCCACCAUAGUUCCUUCUCUUACAUCCAAUGCUGGUAUCAGCAACACCGCGUA